AUGGACUCUACAAGUACAACUGUAUCAAUAGGGAAGUUCCCCUUUGACUAUACUGAAGAACAGGUACUAGAAAUAGCCAGAUCUGUAGGGCCAGUUCUUGAUUUGAAGCUUCUUUUUGACGAAUUGACUGGCAAAUCUAAAGGUUAUGCCAUUAUUAACUUUGGAGACAACGAAACGGCGGCUUCAGCAGUGAGAAACUUAAACUACAUGACUUUGCCCAAUGGCAGAUUCUUGAGAUGCACUUUCAUCAACGACUACGACAUUUCAAACCAGGAAAGAUUGCCUCCUUUACCUUUGGGGGUGCAGAUCCACCCCAAUGAGAACCUGCAGCAGGUGAUAUCAAACAUCUUGUCGAGUAUCGACUCGAAUUCAGCCCUCCGUAUUCUAAAAGAAGCCAAGACUAUGAGUACAGAGAAUCCGAAAUUGACCAAGUUGCUUUUAGAAAGAUUCCCGCAGUUGGCGCACGCUUUAGUGGAACUCAGUUUGAUCUCUAACAUUACUAAUGGGGAUCUAAUCGAGAUGACUCUCAACAAGAAAGGGUUGCCUUUGAACGAAUUGUCAUUGGACCAUAUAACGUUGCUUCGGAGUGUUCAUAACCUCACUGAUAAAGAUAUUGCAACUUUAGAUGAGAGCAAGAAAGACAUCAUCAACCAGAUACGGAAGGAAAUAGACAAGGGAUCCUACGGCGAGGUGUUGCAAGAAUAA
Molecule: messenger RNA, 705 nt
Organism: Scheffersomyces stipitis CBS 6054
Lineage: Eukaryota; Fungi; Ascomycota; Pichiomycetes; Serinales; Debaryomycetaceae
Exons: 1
Coding region: 1-705 (234 amino acids)
Cellular component (GO): mRNA cleavage and polyadenylation specificity factor complex
Molecular function (GO): mRNA binding
Source: RefSeq, a predicted model, not a curated record